AGUCUCCAGCCCCCCACCAUGGAACCCCAUGUGCUGCGCCGAUUCUCCUUGGUGGACAACAGCCAGCAGAAGUGGACGCCCCAUCUGCGCUCUCUCUCCACGGCCCGCAGCACGGACAGUCUGGAUGGGACCGGGGAUGGGCCAAUCCGCCCCCUGGGGAACACAGCCACCAGUGUCAAAGGGAAAGCCCCCAAGAGGCUGUCCAUCACCCGAGCCCAUUUCCCCAAGCUGGCUGAAUGCGCCCACUUCCACUACGAGGCUGUGGACUUUGGACACAUCCAGCUCCUGCUGGCGUCCGAGCAAGGGGAGGGGCUGCCUGGUACCCUGGGGGACGGGGAGCUGCUCUUCAUCAUCCAGGUUACCUGCCAGGGGAAGACGUGGCCCGUUCACCGCAGCUAUGAGGAGUUCUGCAGGCUGGACGGGCACCUGCACCGCUGCAUCUUCGACCGCCGCUUCUCCCAGCUGCCCGAGCUGCCACCGCCCUGCCAGGCCCAGGAACAGGCUGAGAUGCUGGCCCCAGUCCUGCGGCAGUACCUGGAGAAGCUCUCUGCCAUUGUGGACAGCAACAUUAACUGUGGGCCCGUCCUCACCUGGAUGGAGAUCGAUAACCAUGGCAACCGGCUGCUGGUGAACGAGGAGGCCUCGAUCAAUGUCCCAGCCAUCGCGGCCGCCCAUGUCAUCAAGCGCUACACGGCCCAGACCCCUGAUGAGCUGUCCUUUGAGGUCGGGGACAUUGUGUCUGUAAUCGACAUGCCCCCCAAGGAGGAGAUCAGCUGGUGGCGAGGAAAGCACAGCUUCCAGGUCGGCUUCUUCCCCAGUGAGUGUGUUGAGCUCUUCCCGGACCGCCUGGCGCUAGGACUCAAAGCAGACACAGACGGGAUGGGCACCAGCAUCCCUGGGGUCCUCACGCCCCAGGGACCCCUCUCCCCCACGUUGGCUGCCCUGCCCCAGAAGUGGCUGUGUCCCAGUGCCGGGCGAGCUGUCCCCGUGCAGUGUUGUGUGUGGCUGUUCCCAGUCCGUGACGCAGUGUGUAAGAAGCACGGGAAGCUCCUCGGUUUCCUUCGCACCUUCAUGAAGUCCCGGCCCAGCAAGCAGAGACUGAAGCAGCGCGGGAUUCUGCGUGAGCGCGUCUUCGGCUGCGACCUGGGGGAGCAUCUCCUGAACUCGGGGCAUGAUGUUCCCCAGGUCCUGCGCUGUUGCUCGGAGUUCAUCGAGAAGUACGGCAUGGUGGACGGGAUCUAUCGCCUCUCGGGCGUCGCCUCCAACAUCCAGAAGCUGCGACAUGAGUUCGACAGCGAGCGGGUGCCAGAGCUGGGCCGGGCGACCUACCUGCAGGACAUCCACUGCGUGAGCUCCCUGUGCAAGCUGUACUUCCGCGAGCUGCCCAACCCGCUGCUCACCUACCAGCUCUACCGCAAGUUCUCGGAGGCCAUGGCGGUGCCCAGCGAGGAGGAGCGCCUGGUGCGGGUGCAUGAUGUCAUCCAGCAGCUGCCCCCACCCCACUACAGGACCCUGGAGUUCCUGCUGCGACACCUGGCCCGGGUAGCCACGCACAGCCCGGACACCAGCAUGCACGUCAAGAACCUGGCCAUCGUGUGGGCCCCCAACCUGCUCCGGUCACUGGAGCUGGAGGCUGUGGGGCUGAGCGGGGCAGAGGCCUUCCAUGAGGUGCGGGUCCAGUCCGUAGUGGUCGAGUUCCUGCUCAACCACGUCCAGGUGCUGUUCAGCGACAAGUUCACCUCCAUUGGCAAGGACUGCGCAGGUCGCUCCUGCCUCCCGCGCCCCAAGUCCCUGCUGGGCAGCUGCCCCUCGACCCGCCUGCUCUCGCUGGAGGAGGCUCAGGCCCGGACGCAGGGCCAGGUCCAGCUCACGGCCCCUGGCCAGGCCAAGAGCCCUGAGGCCAAGCCUGGAUGGGGCCCCCCAGGGACGCUGCCCCUCAUGCUGGACUCGCCCCAUGUCAGGCACCAGACGCGGGGCGGAAGCUGGAAAACCUUCUUGGCCUUGGGCAGGGCACCCGCCAGCAGCCACAAGAGAGUGCAGCACCCGGGCGGGCAGACGGGACUCCAGGCCGGGGCCGACACUGUCACGCUGCGAUCCGCCAAGAGCGAGGAGUCACUCACGUCCCAGUCCAGCACUGCGGGUACGAGGGGCAGCGCCAGGGUCAGGGAGGGGAUGUUCAGGGGGAAACCAACCCCAGAGGAGGCUAGCGACGCCUCUACGGCCCUGCCCAGGGCUCGCCCGGGUGCCCCAGAGCCCUGUCAAGCCGCCGCUCGUGUGUUGAGUAGUGAGUCCCGGCAUCCGGUGGUGCAGGAGAGCUGGCCAUGCCGGACUUGGCACCCCCACCGCGGCCUCCUCUGGCUGGAUGACGAGGGCGAGCUGGACUCGGAUCCGGAGCUCAGGCCCCCGGGCUUCCUGGAUUUGGACCCACUCCCCUUCCGGCACAGCCCCCCCCGGCGCCCCUCACUCUCUGAUGCCUCCGACUCGGCUCCUAGCCCUGCCCGCCUUCCCUUCGCCUGUAAGGUGGCCCGGGCACUGUCACCCUGCGGCCCGGAGCCCCCCACAGCCGCCCUGAAGAUCUCUGAGCCAGUAGCCAUCUCGCUGCCCACCAAAGUGCUGGAGAUGCUGGGGGGGAGUGAGGCCGGGGGGGUGCUGAGGCCCAGACAGCGCCGGGGGACGCACAGUCCCCCCCACAUGAUCUCCCGACUGCUGCAGGCCGGCGACGGGAUGCUGACUGACAGCUGCCAGCGCGAGGUGCGGCACAAACUGACCCAAGCUGAGAGCGGAAGCCUGGCCCAGAGUCCGGAGUUGGAGGCUUCCCCCCCACUGCCCGGGGCGCUGUGCCUGUUUCGGCACGUGCCGCCCCCACCGCCCCCGAAGAACCCGGCCCGGCUGAUGGCUCUGGCACUGGCGGAGAGCGCACACCGGGCCACCCGGCAGCAGCAGGGGGUGUCACACAGGGAGCAGCGUGCCCAGUUCCGGCGCUCUCUGUCCCUGGAAGUUGGCAGGGAAGGGGCAGCAGCGGGGCCAGGAACCCUGUACUCCGUGGUGCGCCCUGGCCCUGCUGCCCAGCUCCCUGGCCCCUCUCUGCAGCGCCAGCAGAGUGAGGAGGAACCCCGGGGCCAGCACCAGGAGCGGGCAGGGGGCCCCCAGGUCCUAUUGGUCCAAGCCCCUACCCCGGGUGGAGAAGGGGGCAGGGCCCCCUCAGCAGCCCCUCCCCAUUACAGCAAAGCCCCCCCCAACACCCACCACUGGGACCACCCACGCCACCUGCCCUGCCAGACCCAGCCGCUGCCCUUCCCCAAAGUACUGGCCCCUGGCCCCCGCCACCCGGUGGCCCCGCCCAAGCCCCCAGCCCCCCUGCACUUUCACACGCCCCCCGCGGCCUGUUUCAGCGUCACCCCCCCAUGGAUGGGCCCUCUCUCCUCUGCUCCUCCGUACCCUGUGGAGCCGCAGCUGCACCAGCGCCACCGCUUCCUGGCUCCCCACCCCCCCAGCGCUGCCACACCCCCGCGGCGCCCAGUGCUGGAGCCCACAACCGAGAACCUGUACUAUGAGAUUGUCCCAGAGCCGCCCGUCUACCGGCCCUGGCCUCUGGGCCCCCCGCAACCCCCAGCGCCCCCUGAGUACCUAGCCGCCCUCAACGCCUCUUACGGUGUCUUCCAGCGGCCCAGGCCUGGCCCCUCAGCCCCAACGCCACCCCUCUGGGCCGUCUUUGAGGAUGGGCGCGUCCACUACGAGCCACCAGAGCCCGUCUACGUCAACGUCCCCUUUGCUGGUCCUGCGGCAGGGCCAGAGGCCGGGGGGCACUGCCGUGGCAGGGCCAGCCCCCCUUCAUCCUCAUCCUCUGCCUCGGCCUCCCCUCUGCUGGAGGGUGGGCACCUGCGCAGCCGCUCUGACCCUGGCGCUGCCUGCGCCGCCCUGCGCCGCCCCCCGGUUCCGGCCCUUCCACAGAAGCAGAGGCAGGGCCUGCGGGCAGCACCGGGCUGGGCCUAUGGGCCCCCGCCGGUGCCGGGACUUUACCGCCAGCUGCUAGACGUGCUGCCCUGCGGCAGCACCAUGCUUCGGUUCUACCGCCCUGUGCCACCUGGCUGGGAGCCAGCCGGCGCCUGCACCACCCCCUUCACUGCCUAUGCUGAGCCCUCACCCCGGCCUCCUGCCCUCCUCAGCCCCAGCCUGAUGGACGGUUACCGGCUGGGGCCCUGCCCCCCCUACGCCGAGCGCCUGCCCCCCCAGUACAGCAAUGUGGAGAGGAAGGAGGGCCCCCCACCACCACCCACGUGCCUGGCUUCUAACUGGACGGUGCGCUCUGAGGGGCAGACCCGGAGCUACUGCUGAAGGGGGGGCCCAGGCUGGACCACGAGGGAGCCUGGGUGGGAGGCUGGAGGACCUGUGUUGAGCCCCCCCCCCCAAGUGCUGACACCCCCCCCGGGUGCAGGAUCUGAGCAUUGGCUGGGGACCGUUGCUGAGACAGUCAGGCUGUGACAUCAGAGGAGGCCCUAAUGACAUCACCGAGGUCUGUAUGAGACGCCUGAGCUGGUGCAGGACUGGAGUGACAUCACAAUGGGAUCAUCAAUGGCAGGAGGAUGGGCACUGUGACAUCCCAAUAAGGCCACCAGUUGCAACAGGACUGGUACAGUGACAUCACAACAGGGCCAUCAAUGGUGUUGGGAUGAACACCUGAUGUGACAGCAGCCCAAUUGCAUCGCUGCUCCCCCAUGAUGUAACAGCUGCUCUCCAGUGACAUCACCACAUUCUGUAUGAUAUCACCGGGCUGCGGUCGCCAUCACACCCAGUAUGACAUCAUCGCCCUCCUUGGCUAGGCGUCCACCUGCUGAUGCUCAGUGACUGCAUCAGUGUGAUAUAGGGAGGGGGCACUGGUGACAUCACCAGAACCAUGAUUCCUGCCUGACUCCACACCCCCCCCAGGGAGGCCAGUGUGGGGCAUAAAACUAUCAGGGUCUUGCCUCACUACCAGCCCUGGGAAUAGGGGGACCCUCCCUGCCCCCCUGUGUGUAGGGGGGCGGAGGGAUUUUCUAUAAAGCUGAGCAAGAUUUCUAACGUUUUAACCUUCCAUUAACCCAAUUAAAACACCCUUGCCCUGAGAUGGGAUCCCCCAGGGAGAGGGGGUGCCAAGGGUAGUGGUGGGAGGCUAAAGGAAAAUCCCUCCCCAGCCUACCUGUCUGACCUCCCUGGUCAGCAUAGGCUGAGGUGGGGGCAUACUCGGGGGUGGGGGGGGUUUGUAUGUAUCUGCCUAGAUCUAGGGGUGUGGGGGUGUGCCUACUGCCCCCUGCUGGAGGAGCUGAGCCCUGUUCAGGGGGUGUGAUGGUGGGUGCUCGGUUGUGUUCGUGGCUGUAGUUUUCUGGUUGUGGCAGGGGGUGUGUGUGGGGGGGGUAUGUUAUGGGGUAGCAGAAGGAACUGGGGGCACCCCCUGCUGGCCCACCCAGUGGCUGAGAGCAGCAAUUGCCGGGGGAGGGUGGUGACUGGCUGAUGUUAUUGCACUGACUCCCACUGUGACUUUGGGGGUCCCCUGGGAGUUAUGACCUUUGACCUCCCCAUACCCUGUAAUGCCCCCAACCCCAUGAUAAAGGGGCAGUGCUGUGACCACCUGGGCCCAGUGUGGGUGGGGUUACCCUGGGAGUGCUGACCUCCACCAACACCCUAAUCCUCCCAGCCAGAGUCCUACAGACAGUGGGGGGGGGCUAAUCCUGGUUCACCUAAUUCAGCCCCAUCCCCACUGCAGGGCCCUAAGGUGUUGGCUGGCUUGGGCAGGGGGGCGGGGUGCUGCUGUGACUGUUCCCCUGGUGAGUGUAUUUGUUGAAGAUCCUGCCCUCCCCCCAUUCUGUACUAAAUGGUUUCAACCAACCCCAUUAACUAAUAAAGACAACAACAAAAAAUAAACACCCCAAACUGCCCAUGUAGUUUCCUCCUCCUCAGAACACAAGACGUAGGGGUAACCCAAUACAAUUACUAAGCAGCAGGUUUAAAACAAACCAAAAGAAGGUCUUCUUCACACAAUGCACAGUCAACCUGUGGAACUCCCUGCCAGGGGAUGUUGUGAAGGCCAAGGCUAUAACAGGG
Messenger RNA from Dermochelys coriacea (leatherback sea turtle), 6078 nucleotides. RefSeq names its product Rho GTPase activating protein 33 (gene ARHGAP33). Lineage: Eukaryota; Metazoa; Chordata; Testudines; Dermochelyidae. Gene Ontology annotation, molecular function: phosphatidylinositol binding; GTPase activator activity; protein binding. The coding region runs from base 19 to 4335 and encodes 1438 amino acids. Gene Ontology annotation, biological process: small GTPase-mediated signal transduction. Gene Ontology annotation, cellular component: Golgi apparatus; fibrillar center; cell cortex. The record is from RefSeq and is a predicted model, not a curated record. The transcript is spliced from 22 exons.